Molecule: messenger RNA, 1748 nt
Organism: Aphanomyces astaci
Lineage: Eukaryota; Oomycota; Saprolegniomycetes; Saprolegniales; Verrucalvaceae
Exons: 4
Coding region: 95-598 (167 amino acids)
Source: RefSeq, a predicted model, not a curated record
CACACACACACAUUCCCUGGUACCCAUUACGUACCUUUGCAUGUCAAGGGCUUGCGUGGAUGCCCUGCCAUUCUUGAUCAUUUGAUCCAUUGUCAUGCGCAAGACUGCUGCGACGAGCGGGGAACUGCACCUGACUGUCGUGGAAGGCCGCAAUCUUCGCCGACCUUGGAGUGUCUUUGGGCGGCUGAGUCCAGUGUGCAUAGUCCACGUCGGAAGGCAGCAGCGCACGACAGAAGUGCACGAAGGCGGCGGGUCGAGUCCGUUCUGGAACGCGCUCUUCACGUUCGACGUGGACGAACACUCCACGGACGUGGACAUUCAAGUUAUGACCCCGUCCGUAUGCAAAUUGGCGUGCCUGGGGAGCGUGACAUUGCCGAUCGAGUUGAGUCGUUGGCAAGAUCGCGAGUUCAAGGACCUGUGGCUACCCGUAACAAUUGGGAAGCAACCAUGUACUACCUCCCUAAAGUACGGCGAAUUGCGGGUGCGAAUCGAGUUCAAACUCGCGACCACGCUGUACAAGCACCCGUCCGUGAUUGCCUUGCCUGUGCGACGCCACAACAAGGACAAGGCCAUCUCCACUACCACAAUAACAACAUAGAAUGGCCUCGAGUUGCCGUUUAUCCCAGAUUCUCCUCUAUCGACAACACUUGGAUCGAAUUCUUCUCCAAACAUUUCUCAUACAAAUAAGGCGACUCCCCCACCAGCGGCAUCUCUCCAUAUGCCAACUAUUUCAGCAGCGUUGCAACCGUGGACUGGGUAGUUUAUUGCUCCGUCCAAGCUAGUACAGAUGGAUGUUAUUACGACCACACCCCCGUCAACAAGACCGGUGACUGUACUACGAGCACAUUAUAACCAUGAGCCAGUGUAUAUUUUGCACAAUAUCUCACCCGUGCAGCUGGCUGGGGCGUUUCAAGCGUCCGAAAUGUAUCCAAGGUACAACACCUAGUUGCUCGUUUUAGGUGAUUUGAUGGGUUGUGAUAUUGUCCUUUUACCCAGAAUGUGGACUUUUGCGUUGAUUCUCCAAAUCUAUCGAUCGAUGCUUGUGCUGAAUUUUGUAUGUCACGUGUUGUCCUGCUGUGGUGAUUGGAUUUUCACACUAAUUUGAAGUCCCACACGAAUUAAAUGUUUUGAUGAUGGGUUCCUGCAACCUAAAUUCACUCAAUUCAUUCUUCUGUCGAGGAUUCUUCUGUACAUGUGUAUCGUAUUGGGUUGUGUCGAUGCAUUCACAUUCAUUCUCCAUAUCACUGUGUCCAGUUUUCAGAAUAGAAACACCACAAAUUCCAAUUCAAUAAUCUAUACCAACCACUCUUGUCCAUACAAAUGUAACAUCUUGUCUUAAUGGUGACAUUUACCUCGAAGUAUUAUAUAUAUAAUUGAUGGAAAUUGAUGAGCAUUCUCUCCUCUUUGAUUGGCUACUUGAUUCGCAUCAAAUUUCGAGAAAAGUGCACGAGAAAAGACAUAGCACACUCUCUGGUGCCAACAGUAGAUCGCAAUACUUGACCAUCUCUUGGUAACUUGUUCCAAUCCUAAAUAUCUACAAGUUAUGUAUUGAUGGUGUACCGGUACAGCGAGUCUGGGCUCGACAAAACAACUUCUUUCAGUAAGGCUGUUUGACAACUGACGAUUUCACCCAUUUUGGGUGUAUAAACCUCUAUAAUAUGAUAAGUUUAUUAUAUUACGAAGGUAAUUGUUUUUAAGAAGUCUACUUUAAUCAAGUAAAAAAAGAGUUCAUAACUAUAAGCUUCCGC